Molecule: messenger RNA, 696 nt
Organism: Antechinus flavipes (yellow-footed antechinus)
Lineage: Eukaryota; Metazoa; Chordata; Mammalia; Dasyuromorphia; Dasyuridae
Product: major allergen Equ c 1-like
Exons: 7
Coding region: 1-513 (170 amino acids)
Molecular function (GO): small molecule binding
Source: RefSeq, a predicted model, not a curated record
AUGAAGAUUUUACUACUGACCUUUAUCUGUGGUCUCCAGGCCCUUAAUAAUGAUGUGAAAGAACCACCACAGCUUACCGGAGAAUGGUACACUGUUGGACUGGCCUCAACUGUGCCAUCUAAGAUCAUGAAAGGAGGUAGCUUGGAGAUAUAUGUUCACAAAAUCUAUAAUAAUGAAGAUGGUUCUCUUGGUGGAGAAUUCUUCAAAAAGGAAAAUGGUGAAUGCAUUAAAUUUUCUGUGAGUGCUAGCCAAGAAAAUGAUGGUCAAUUAAAGGUACCAUAUGAUGGAGAAAAUUAUCUCACCAUUAAACAUCUAGACAAUGAAUAUGCCAUGUUUAAGUUGACUAAUGUAAAAGAUGAUAAAAAUACUACUUGGUGUGAACUCUUUGGCCGCUUUCCAGAUCUGUCAGAUGAAAUAAAAGGACAAUUUACAAAAAUGUGCAAAGAGGUUGGAAUUUUGAACAAUCAAGUUAGAGAUCUGUCCAAGGAUGAUCGAUGUCAAGAACUUAGAUAAGAAAAUUCAUUCUGGCAUGCAGGAAUUUCUCAGAUAAAACAUCCUUGGAUUUCUGAACACCCCUACUUCCUCCAAAGAAUUGUUAUUAUGGAUGAUGAAAAUUUCUACUGGCUUUCUGUUCUCUCCUCCAAAUUCCUAGGAGUCUCUCUUCCCCUUCCUGUUUGACUUAUCCCAAGUGGAACU